UGGCUGGCGUCGCGGAGCCCCAAUCAGGUGCCAUCACACCCGGUGUUUGAGCCUACCAUUGGCUGGUGGGGAAAGGAGCUGCGCGCAAAACCAACCCUGCUGCUCACACUCUCCUCACAGAAGCCGAGCUGAGAACAUCAUCCGCUUUGAGCGCUUAGGCGCAGUGAUUACAUCCUCACACACAGAGAGAGAGAGGGAUAGAGGGAAAGUCCUGUUAUUCGCCGAGUCUUUAUUCAGAAGUUGCGUUUGUUGUAGAUUUGGGCGCAGCGCGAACAGGAGUUUUUACUCUCCUCCUUUUUGUUUUUGAAUUGCUCGUGUGGAGUUUCCUGUUUUUUUGUUUUGUUUUGUGACUUUCUGCGAAGAAGGGGCAGUGUGCUCUGUGCACGGGGAGAGCUGGCUAUGCGUCCUGGCUCCAGCCUGCGAUGUUUGCGCUGACGCCAAAAACUCACAGACCGGCGCAGAAUUGAUUAAAACAGAGAAGCUGGGAUCAAAUGGCUGUGCUCCUCACAGCUGAAACGACACAAUGUUCCACUGACCCGAGGCUGAGGAGAGGAAUUUUGGAAUCGGACAGCCUUGUUGCUGUUAAUUUCACUGCCUUUUUACGGACAGAGGAAAUAGGAAAUGCUCGUUUCUUGUAAGAAAAAGGAAUAACACUCUUUUUUUUUUUCCGUCUUGAAGUGCACUUUGAGAGAGGGGGAGGAGAUGAUUCGGUUAAUAUUCCUGCUCUCCAUCCUGGAUGGAGCCGUCUCCCAGCUGCGUUACACCGUGCCAGAGGAGCAGGAGCCUGGCUCGGUGGUUGGGAAUAUUGCAGAAGAUUUGGGGCUGGACAUCACCAAACUUUCCGCUCGCCGCUUUCAGACGGUGCCCAGUUCACGGACACCUUAUCUGGAGGUGAACUUAGAGAACGGUGCGCUCGUGGUGAAGGAGAAAAUCGACCGUGAAGAAAUCUGUAAGCAGACCAUCCCGUGCCUAUUGCACCUGGAGGUGUUUCUGGAGAACCCGCUGGAGCUGUUUCGCGUGGAGAUCGAUGUGAUGGAUAUCAACGACAACCCGCCCAGCUUCCCGGAGACGGACAUCUCCGUGGAGAUAUCGGAGAGCGCCAUCCCCGGGACCCGUUUCCCGGUGGAGAAUGCCUUCGACCCGGACGUGGGCACGAACGCGCUCAGCACAUACGCCAUAACGAAUAAUAACUAUUUUUACCUUGACGUGCAGACGCAGAGCGACGGGAACAAGUUUGCAGAGCUGGUGCUGGAGAAGUCGCUGGACAGGGAGCAGCAGGCGGUGCACCGCUACGUGCUGACGGCCGUGGACGGGGGCAUCCCGCAGCGGACCGGGACGGCUCUCCUGGUCGUUAAAGUUCUGGACUCUAAUGACAACGCGCCCACGUUUGACCAGUCCGUGUUCACUGUGAACCUGCGGGAGAACUCUCCCGUGGGCACGCUCGUCAUUCAACUCAACGCCACAGAUGUUGACGAGGGACAAAACGGGGAAAUAGUUUAUUCUUUCAGCAAUCAUAACGCGCCGCGGACAAAAGACUUGUUUAAUAUUGAUGCCAGAACAGGUAGGAUAGAGGUGGCGGGGGAGGUGGACUAUGAAGAGAGCAACACGCACCAGAUUUAUGUCCAGGCGAAAGAUCUGGGCGCUAACGCGGUCCCCGCGCACUGCAAAGUGCUGGUUAAACUCAUGGACAUGAACGACAACACACCGGAGAUCGGUUUCAGCACAGUGACCGAGUCCGUGAGCGAGCAGGACGCGCCGGGCACCGUGAUCGCACUCUUCAGCGUGUCGGACCGAGACUCUGGUGAGAAUGGACAAAUGAGCUGCGAGAUCCUGGGAGAUGUUCCUUUCAAGCUGAAAUCGUCUUUUAAAAACUACUACACCAUCGUGACGGACGGACCACUGGACCGAGAGAGCACGGAUUCGUACACCAUCACCGUGGUGGCGAAAGACAAGGGCCAGCCUUCACUCGCCACCAGCAAGUCCAUUAAAGUGCACGUCUCCGAUGAGAACGACAACGCGCCCCGUUUUACGCAGGCGGUUUAUGAUGUGUAUGUAACUGAGAAUAAUGUGCCCGGUGCUUUCAUUCACGCAGUGAGCGCGUUGGACCCUGAUAUAGGACAAAACGCUCUUAUUACUUACUCCAUAUUGGAGUGUGACAUACAGGGCAUGUCUGUGGACACGUAUGUGUCCAUAAACCAGGACACCGGCUACCUUUACGCGCUGCGCUCUUUUGAUUAUGAGCAGCUGAAGGAGUUUAGCUUCAUGGUGCAGGCUAAGGACUCAGGUCCCGCUGAGCUCUUCUCUAAUGCCACUGUAAAUGUGAUCAUAGUUGACCAAAAUGACAACGCUCCAACUGUAAUAGCCCCCAUCGGUAAAAACGGCACAGCCAAGGAGCACCUGCCGCGCUCUGCGGAGCCCGGCUACCUGGUGACGCGCAUCGUGGCCAUGGAUGCGGAUGAUGGGGAGAACGCACGGCUGUCCUACAGCAUCCUGCGGGGCAACGAGAUGGAAAUGUUCCGCAUGGACUGGAGGACAGGGGAGCUAAGGACAGCCCGCAGGAUCUCACCCAAGCGGGACCCACUGGGCUACUACGACCUCCUGAUCGAGGUGAGGGACCACGGGCAGCCCCCUCUCUCCUCCUCCGCCAGUGUGAGUGUAAUAUUAGUGGACAGUGUGGUCGAAGGCCGCAGCGGGGACCGCGGCUCGGCCUCCAAGGCAAAGGAGACCUCCCUUGACCUCACCCUCAUCCUCAUCAUCGCCCUGGGCUCCGUUUCCUUCAUCUUCCUCCUGGCCAUGAUCGUGCUGGCCGUGCGCUGUCAAAAGGACAAGACACUCAACCUGUACACGUGCCUGAUGGCCGGCGAAUGCUGCCUGUGCUGCAGCUCCUGCUGCAGCAGGCAGGCCCGGAGCCGGAAACAGAAGAAGCUGAGUAAGUCCGACAUCAUGUUAGUUCAGAGCACCAACGUGACAUCAGGGGUCGGGCCCGUGGGGCAGGUGCCCGUGGAGGAGUCUGGUGUGGGCGGCGUGGGAGGGGGCUUCGGCUCCCACCACCACCAGAACCAGAACUCCUACUGUUACCAGGUGUGUCUGACACCGGAGUCCGCCAAAACGGAUCUGAUGUUCCUCAAACCGUGCAGCCCCUCCCGCAGCACCGACACGGAUCACACCAACCCCUGCGGUGCCAUAGUCACCGGUUACAGUGACCAACAGCCGGACAUCAUAUCCAACGGCAGCAUCCUGUCUAAUGAGACAAAACACCAACGAGCGGAACUCAGCUAUCUGGUGGACAGACCCAGACGUGUCAACAGCUCGGCAUUCCAAGAAGCAGACAUAGUCAGCUCCAAAGACAGCGGCCACGGUGACAGCGAACAGGGUGACAGCGACCACGAUGCCACCAACCGGGGUCAUUCAGCCGGCACCGACCUGUUCUCCAACUGCACGGAGGAGUGCAAGGCCCUGGGCCACUCCGACCGCUGCUGGAUGCCGUCGUUCAUGCCGUCAGACGGGCGCCAGGGGCCGGACUACCGCAGCAACCUGCACGUGCCCGGCAUGGACGCCACGCUGCCCGACACUGAGGUACCCUCCUCCGUCAACCUCUCCGACCAGCUCACCAUGACCUCGCCUACCGCCUCGUCCAACGAUAGGUCAUUCUCCACCUUUGGCAAGGACGGUCAAAGAUCACAGUCACACCACAGCCUUCACCAUCACCUUCAUCAGCAACAGCAGCAGUACAGCUCCAGCACGCUAGAGAGGAAAGAGUAUGAUAGGGGGACCCUACCGUACAAACCCACCUUUCUCUCCCGCAAAAGGAUUUGCUAGCUCGUUCCACGUGGACCUGUCGGAGACAGCGUGAAUUUCUGUACCAGACCACCAACGCCGACGCUAUAGACUGCGAAACAAAACUAAACAAACAGCAACCUGGACAAGAGCAACCUUCGUUAAACUUCAUUAUCUUGGCUGGCGAGCUGUAACGAAGCCUUGGCAGUGGUUGCCGAGGGAGGGGAGCAGAAAUUGAACUAGAUACCCGAGGAACAAUCCAAGGCCUUAUUCCUCUCAGCGGGACUGAGACCGGGGCCAAAACACUUGACAUGUGACGAUUAUGAAAAUCAUCAGCAGAAAGAAGAAAGGAACUGAUCUGAACAGAGGAAUACAAAAACGACAAGUGAAAAUAGGAGAGACGGAUUCACUCACAGAGGUGGUUUGUCUUUUGUUUGGACUGAGGAGUUAGCCUCUAGAGAUCUGUGUGUGCCUGUUUACAUGGAGAAAAAAAACUAAUGUUUCUGUACAAACUACAACCAACGUCACACGGAACCCUUUAGCUAUUUCUAUGGUCACCACGAAGCCAACUGUACAGAGACUGUUUGGGGAGGAAAAAAGGAGACUGACAGCCAGAGUGAGAGAAAGACAAUUAGGUAGAGAGCAGGUGUUGUACAGGUAUGAAAUGACAGGAGAAAAAAAAAAUGAAGGAAAGGGGGACAAGUAGAGAUGAUGUGCAGUACUAUAAAUUCUGUAUCUCUGGUUUUUUGACUUGACUGUCUUUAUAUAACUUCUCUUUUUUUGUUUCUGUUGUUCUUUCUGUGUGGUUAAAGUGUGCAGACUCUAACGUAUUCCAACGUACAGCUACAGACAGGAACAGGCGCUCCGGAGCCGGGUUCAGUCCUCUUUCGUGUUUAGCCACUUCAGGAAGGCGAGUUAAACAAACACAGACGAUGCGCAGAAAAAGAAAAGGAGUUUAAACAUAAUCCUCAUGUUGAGUCUGUCAAUAAAAUAUCACAAAUGAAUGUUCUCAUUUCUACACUAGUGACUAACAGUUCCUUCCUGAGCUGACUGCCGAGAAAGUGAAAUGACCCUUUACCAGGAUGUGGCUCCCUUGAUUCCAUUGGCCUAUACAUAAACAAUCAGACACAUUCAGUGGUUUUUAUCAUGUGUGCAAAGUGUUUACUGUGCUAUUUUAAAAAGCUUAUAAAUGAAUAUAAAUCUAUAUAUAUAACUCUAUAUAUAUAUAUAUACAUAUACAAUAUACUUUUUUCUGAAAACUGUGUAACCAUUGGUUAGUUUCUACACCUCAUAUUGUCAUUCAAUCUAACAAUACGAAGUACUACAAAAUCAAGACGUGUAUCGAUUCAAACAGAGAAGGAGUGCUGAAGCCGACAAAGCAAACCCCUUCACAUAAACCAUGGAUUAAGUUGCUGUUACUUGUUACUUUUCACAGUUUACAGACGCGAGGCCUCGUUGUGUGUAGCCACGACACCCGUUUGAGUUGUUUUGGCCUGUUGUGUAUUUUUACUAGCAGAAUAUGUGUUCAUGUACAGGAAGGGGGACUAUCACAAUCGAGCUAGAUAUCAAAGUUUUACAAUCAUACAGGAAAGGUAUACACAGACAACACACGGCGAGGCACAAUAUGACACGCAGGCACGCACCCACACAACACACACACACACACACACACACACACACAGGUCAAGUGGUGAUAAAUAAACAGUGUAAUUGAAGUUCUCUUAUGUGUGUUUUGUCACGUUCACCCGGGAAUGAUAGCAUAUAAGGGAUCAAUAAAACACAAGUAGGAGCCUGCAGCCUUGCUUGCGGCUCUGGGAGGCUGUACUCUGGCACAGGUGUGCUAUGAGCUAAAUGCUAACAUCAGCAUGGUAACAUGCUCACAAGGACAAUAAAAACAUAUUGAUGCUACGCAGGUGGAAGCUUUACCAUGUUCAUCAUCUCAGCUUGAUGCAUUAACAUUUGCCAAUUAGCACUAAACACAGAAUGCAGCUGAGACUGAUGGAAAAGUUGAUUAAAAAAUUUGAGCUGAUGAUGGCACUAAAUGGAAAUUUGAAGGAUCACCAAAGUUAUUACAAUCGACCCUGUGGACAUGCGUAAAUAAAUACAUAUCAAAUUCCAAGGCAACCCAUCCAAUAGUUGUUGGGAGAUUACAAAGGGGGGGUUUCUAUCAAGGCUCAUAUCAAUUUGUAUGAUGUUCUUCCUCAUCCUUUAGGUCACACUAAAUUAUUAAACAUGUCACACUAACCCCUCCGAUGUGCUGGCUGGAAAUGCUUUGUUUUAGUGAGACAUCUGAUGUCAAAUGGUAUUGAUGAUAAUGGUGAAGAUGAUAAUGAUGAUGAUGAUGAUGCAGAUGGUUUUAUACAAAAACAACUUGCUCAAACAACCUUUGGUAGUGUCAUGUAUGGUUUGCAAAGAGAGUAAUUCCUCCCUUGCAUCAAACCGAGCAUUGAUCCUACACACAAAUGUUUGGACUCGUUCCCAGAAAAACUGGAAAUGUCUUUUGUCAUCCUUCAGUGUUUUUUUUCAUAUCAGUAAUCUGCUCUACGGUGGUUCUUAAAGACAAAAUUACACGUCUAGCAGCUCUGCAGUGGCCACAACUUUCCACCUUAGCUUUUAACUCACUCACCACAAAACCGAAAAAAACCUGGCCCUGUUCAGACCUGGUAUUAACACCAGCAGUGAGGGACUCCAUCACAAGUGGAGAGCUCUAAUUUUGUCUGUUCACACCUUGCAUUGAAAUGCAUCCUGAAUGGGCCUCCAACGACAACUUGUGAUGGGAGCUCACUUCCAAAAUCUAUAUGAAAAUAAUCACGCAUGUCAUUUGUGUCCGCAAAGACCAAAUUACAUUGGUUUAAUCCAUUCUGUGUGUCAGAGUGUCGAGUGAGCAAGAGAGAGACAGAGACGUGACAGCGUGCUGAGUCAGGAGGGCUGAGAUAAUCAAUGAGCUGUGUGCAGAAAUAUUAUUUUAUCUAUUUGGAAAAAGUGGCCAAAAGCAAAUUACAUAUAUCAAACGAAAAGCAUAAAAAUACAUUUGACAAAGAAUACGAUUCAUUGUGAAACUCUAAGGGGUUCGGAGGACGUCAGAUGAAUAGGUGGUCCUUCAAAUGUGGCCCGGCACACAUGGUCUUUAUACCAGGUCUGAACGGUGUCUUUGCGCAUGACAGGCAGCUUUCACCAGACCUCAUUCUGACAAGCUCUGCUGAAGAGAGUUAAGUUUAUCCAAGUGCAUUUGUCCUUGCAACUCAUUCGGUUUAGCUGCAUGUUUCCAGCUGUAAUGAAGCUGCAAAUUGGCCUUUUUCAUUACUGUGAGCACAUCCCUGCAAACCAGGCCCAGUGAUUUAUUUUACUUUGACAAAACAAUCAUUGUCCAUUUCGCUUGUAAAACUUCACUUUGGACAUGUGAUACCUUCGGGAUCACCAUGAUGCUUAUGAAAGAUGAUAUCCAUCCAAUAUAUUUUAAAAUGUUCUGGCUAAUUAAACCGAUAACAAACCAACAACAGGUCGACAUUACCAUUCCUAGAACCAUGGAGCUUGCUUGGUUAAAAAUAACAUUGUAUACUUGGAUAAAAGUGGCUCUUUUUUACAACCAUUGGAAACCUGCUGCAGAAACAUUCACCGCCAAAAAACAAGCAAGCUAUGAACCCGCUUCUCACUUCAAAUCCUCACAGGGCACUUCUGCUGCUUUCACUGUUGUUUUUAGAACAUGAAUUUUCAUGAAAAUUUAUUCAGCUAUCCCAAAAGAAUCUCGUGGACUUUCAAGAUGUAAUCACCAUGGUUGUGCUCUACUUUCCUCAUUCCCCGACCUCAAUAGCUCAUCAGAAAAAAAAGAAGAAAAAAAAACUUUUUCUGGUGCCUGCCACUCUAGCCUUCUGUCCAUUUCUGUCAGAAACUACCCCUCAACAUCUCAACCUCGCCCCUUCAGUGUGGAGUGAUCCUCACAUGGCCUGGCACAGGUUCACAGAGACAAAAAGAAGAUGAAGAGGAAAAAAGAGUGCUGGAGUCUGGUUGUGGUUUUUACUGCUCAAAAUGAGGUCCAGGGUCAUGGGGGAGAAACAGCAGUCCCUCACUUAGCAGCCUAAAAACAGAGACAAUCUGUUCAGGUCUAUCACAAGUUAGCCUUCUUUUACGAGCAGGGAAACAUGUGACCAGUGCAUGUGAGCACUGGUGGUUGGGGCUGGAAUGGAUGGCCUUUGGGGUUCUGAUGAAAGCAAAAAAAACAAUCCAGCGCAUAUUUGUGUAUGAGACUGAAAAAUGUGGGAGGAAAAAAAAUAAACAUAAAAGGAAAUAGCUUUGUCCAAUGUUGAAAUAACAAGGUUUCAUGAUAAUACAUUUGUGCACUGUUGUUAUGAUUAUAUGAUUUAAUAAUGAUAUUUUCCCAAUAAAAGGACCUUAUCCCAUUACAUAGAAAUAUGGUAUUAUCCUAGAAUUACCCUGUUGUGAAAAGGUUUGGCCCUCACUUCCAUUAUGAAAAACUGUGAAUGUAAUAUAAAAUGUGACCAAAGGCUGGGUAUCAUUCGACACAACAAUCCUUUUUUGUUUUUUUUUACAUGUAACAACACAUGCCAACCUGGUCUGUGUAUCAGUGUUAAAGAACUUAGAUGAUGAAUUGUGUGAUAAACCAAUAAAACAAGUUUAAAAGCUG
This is a messenger RNA of Hippoglossus stenolepis (Pacific halibut), 8419 nucleotides long. It is a transcript of the gene pcdh10a, whose product is annotated as protocadherin 10a. The transcript has 5 exons. The coding region runs from base 703 to 3819 and encodes 1038 amino acids. Gene Ontology annotation, molecular function: calcium ion binding. NCBI's taxonomy places the organism in Eukaryota, Metazoa, Chordata, Actinopteri, Pleuronectiformes, Pleuronectidae. The record is from RefSeq and is a predicted model, not a curated record. Gene Ontology annotation, cellular component: plasma membrane. Gene Ontology annotation, biological process: homophilic cell-cell adhesion.